AUGGUAUCAGUGUUAACCUUUGACAUAUUCCCUGCGUUAAUGGGCGCGAAGGGGAGAAACGACCACCUCUCGCCUCCACAGGAGAGCGUUACAUUCUUGGACCUUCCUUCACACAUCGAUUUCACACACUACAGAACGCUCUCCAUCUCAGCUAUGUGUUCGUCUGACGGUCGUGUCCACAUCCUGGUUCACAUGGGGAGCGUGGCCAUUCGUCUUCAUGUUUGUGGUUGUAGAAUUCAAAUUCGUCUCAACGGCUCUGAUUUGUUUCCAACUUUGUUCUCCUUCGCUGAUUGGCUAGGAUAUCUAACUUGUCAAUCCUCGGAUUUAUGCCAUCAUGACCGACUCACGACCGCCGGUUCUUCACAAUGGAACGAAAGGGCUAUCCAUCCUACCUCAUCUCGAGCUAGAGUAACCGUGGACAACCGCAAGUGCUUCUUCGUUACCGAGGACGAAAAGUUGGCAGGCGUAACAAGGACGCUGAAGGGAAUGAACUGUCAAUCAGAUGUUUGCGAUGAAGAGUCUGUGAUCUCUACAUGA
Messenger RNA from Somion occarium, 537 nucleotides. NCBI's taxonomy places the organism in Eukaryota, Fungi, Basidiomycota, Agaricomycetes, Polyporales, Cerrenaceae. The record is from the annotation of a GenBank genome assembly.